This is a messenger RNA of Drechmeria coniospora, 3114 nucleotides long. RefSeq lists its product as uncharacterized. Gene Ontology annotation, molecular function: metalloendopeptidase activity. Gene Ontology annotation, biological process: proteolysis. Bases 1 to 3114 code for a protein of 1037 amino acids. Lineage: Eukaryota; Fungi; Ascomycota; Sordariomycetes; Hypocreales; Ophiocordycipitaceae. The transcript has a single exon. The record is from RefSeq and is a predicted model, not a curated record.
AUGAGGUUACUCGCCGCCGCCGUCGUGUACGCGGCCCUGGUCAGCAGCGCUCCGACGAAGCGUUCCGAUGGCAAAUCUGGCGCUGAAAAUCCCGACGAGGCUGGCAGCACCGAAAGCCCUGCCAAGCCCGAAAGGGUCAUCAUCAACAACUGCUCGGCCGAGAAGAAGGCCAUCGCGGAGACGUCCUUGGCCCAAUGCGCCGCGCUCGCCAAGAAGGCCAAGCUGACGGCUGCCAACGGCAACCAUACCUUGAUGCAGUUUUUCUUCAAGGACAAGGAUCAAGAAGCCCGCAGCAGCGUCGCCGGCGUCUUCGAGACGGCCGGCGCCGAGUGCGCGAGCAUGGCCAAGACGACCGUGACCUGCCAGCUCGCCGGCGCCGCCGUGGACAUGUGCACCACCGGUUGCGGAGGUAAAGGCUGCGGCGCCGUCACCCAGGACCACGUUGUCUACCUCUGCGACAACUUCUUCAUCGCCGGAGACAAGCGAAACAAGCAGUGCGGCGGAAUAGAUGCCGGCAACACCAUGCUCCACGAGAUGACCCACGCCUUGUCUCGCACGGGCGAUAAAGGGUACGGCCUGGGCAACAUCGCGAAAUUGUCCGAAGACGACAGCCGUAACAAUGCCGACACCUAUUCUCAGUUUGCUCAAGCCGCCGAUUUGGAAUGUUCCCAGGACGACCUUGCGAAGCAGGCGAUGAAGACGCCGGGCGGACCUCAGGGCACCAACGACGCUCCCCCCGGAAUCAAGGAGGCCGUCGCCUCCAACAUGGCCCGAUGGGAAAAGGAGCAAGCCAUUGCCAGCAGCACAGGCCGCCCGUCGGACACUCCUGCCGCCAAGGCCGGAGACGCGGUGGCGGCCGACGACGAUGCCUCGGCCACUCCCUCGGCCACUCCCGCAUCCGAUGCCCGAGACAAGAAGGACAAGAAGAAGGCGGCGCCGGCCGACGUCGAUGCCUCGGACACUCCCUCGGCCACCCCCGCACCCGAUGCCCGGGACAAGCCAGCCAAGCCCGCCAAGCCUGCCGCCAAAGAGGAGGACCCGGAGGCGGCCGAAAGCUCGCCCGAACCCGAGGCCGCCCGCGGGCCCAAGGUUGACCGUCUCAAGGGUAAAGCCGCCGGCUACACCGACAAGGGUCAAAGUCAUGGGAAGAAAGUUGUCGGCUCCCGACGGAAGAAGGAAGCGGGCUUUCUCGACUCUUCCUCCGUCAGCCACUCAGUUGCCCCGUCCUCCACGGCCGAUGCCGAUGCCGAUGCCGAUGCCGACGCCGAUGCUCGAUCUGGCUUUCCGCUGCGGAAAGGCUCCGGCACUACCGGCAAGAAGUCCUCGUCUAGCUCGCGAAAGCCCGCUCCCAAACUCGACGACGGGGAGGUUCGAUCUGGCUUUCCACUGCGGAAAGGCUCCGGUACUACCGGCAAGAAGACUUCGUCUAGCUCGCCAAAGUCCGGUCCUAAACUCGACGACGGGAAGGUUCCCGCCUCUGCUGGCAAGGCGGCCGACGCCGACGCCGACGCCGAUGCUCGAUCUGGCUUCCCACGGCUGAACUCCACCUCCUCUACCGCUGGUGCAGAGACUGAUACGGAGGCCAAUGCCGACGCCGACGCCGAUGCUCGAUCUGGCUUCCCACAGCUGAACUCCACCUCCUCUACCGCUGGUGCAGAGACUGAUAUGGAGGCCAAGGCCGACGCCGACGCCGAUGCUCGAUCUGGCUUCCCACGACUGAACUCCACCUCCUCUACCGCUGAUGCAGAGACUGAUACGGAGGCAAAGGCCGACGCCGACGCCGAUGCUCGAUCUGGCUUCCCACGGCUGAACUCCACCUCCUCUACCGCUGGUGCAGAGACUGAUACAGAGGCCAAAGCCGACGCCGACGCCGAUGCUCGAUCUGGCUUCCCACAGCUGAAUUCUCUCAGCUCCACGAGCGAGGCACCAUCUAUGGAAACUCCCGCCCCUAAACUUGACAACGGGGAUGUUCCCAUCCCCUCUCCCGCCGCUGAUACAGAGCCUGAAACGGAGGCCAAGGCCGACGCCGAUGCUCAAUCUGGCUUCCCACAGCUGAACUCCACAUCCCCCGCCGCUGAUGCAGAGGCUGACACGGAGGCCAAGGCCGACGCCGAUCGUCGAUCUGGCUUCCCACAGCUGGAUUCUCUCAGCUCAACGAGCGAGGCCCCAUCUAUGGAAACUCCCGCCCCUAAACUCGACAACGAGAAUGUUCCCACCUCCCCCGCCGCUGAUUCCGAGGCUAACGCGGAGGCCAAGCCGGAGGCCGAUGCUCGAGCUGGCUCUCGACAGCCGAAUGCUUCCGGCCCUGAAAGUGAGGCCUCGUCCAACUUCAACGGUAUUCCUGAUCCCCAGGUGAUCGAUACCAACACGUCCCCCAACGGAGGCUUUGCUCCCUUGCGCCCGGACCAAAACAUGAAUGGUAAUCAAGCAGCUGCGGGCGGGAAUGCUCUGCAGAAUCAGGGCCCGCCAGCGAUAAGCUCCACCUCGACGACGACGCCGGCAUUGCCGGAAGCCACACCGGAGCCGACGCCGGAGUAUGAGGAGAACCGCGUGGAUCAGGGUCAGACGUCGCCUUUGCAAACGACGGCGGCGCAAGGCACGCUGAGGACGGCGCAGGACGGCGUGGAAAGCAACAGCGUCCAAGACGAGUCGACGACCGGAGCCUCGGGAUCCGCUGGCGGAAUCCUUUCGUCCCUUUUGGGCGGCUCACAGUCGCAGACCGCAGGCACGAGCCCUCAGGCCCAGGCUGGUGGGGACCCUCAAACCAACACUUGGGGUCAGACGGCCGGCAGCGGGAACGCCCAGGCCCAGGCCGGCAAUGAGUACUCUCAAGCCGGCGGGAACUCGCAAGCCAACACUUGGGGUCAGAUGGCCGGCAGCGGGAACGCCCAGGCCCAGGCCGGUAAUGGGUACUCUCAAGCCGGCGCGAACUCGCAAGCCAACACUUGGGGCCAGACGGCUGGCAGCGGGAACGCCCAGGCCCAGGCCGGUGCUGGGUACCCCCAAGCCGGCGGGUACUCCCAAGCCGGCGGGUACUCCCAAGGCGGCACCGGGGAGCAGGCGGCCGGCUUCGAGAACAGCAUCACACUCAGGCGCAGGCAAUGGGUAGCAUAG